AUGACGGUCGACAGCGUCGAGGACGUGGCCGUUGCUGGCUCGAUCACCGCGCAAGAGACGCUGGCUGCCCAGAUAUCCUCGCUCAAAAUAGCGCAGGGCACGCAGCAGGUCGAGCUGCCCCCCCAUCGGUCGCACGAUCCGCAGUACAACCAGAAGAGGAGCGACCCGUUUCAGUUCGGAUCCCGCUACCUCGGGCAGGAGGACGACCCCUUCGAGUUCAAUGCCUGGGACCACGUUGAAACUGACGACACAUACAAAGAGUAUGCGGAGCAGCAAUACGCCAUGCAGCGUCAGGCACCCGUGUCCGACUUUGAUAAAAACCCAGCCAAGUGGUGGAACUUGUUUUACAAGAACAACACGGCCAACUUCUUCAAGGAUCGCAAGUGGCUCCAACAAGAGUUUCCGAUUUUGGAUAAAGUGACCCGCGAGGACGCCGGACCCAUGACAGUCCUAGAGAUAGGGAGCUGCUUGCACGCUUGCGACUUCUCCAAGAAGGCGGUUGAGGUCAUGCCGCAACCCAUGAAUCUUACGAUACCGCGGUGGAUGCAGGCCGACGUUUGGGACGUUGCUGGCGCCGAACUGCCACCGGGCCUCGAAGAAGGAUCCGUAGACGUGGCUAUCAUGGUUUUUAUCUUCUCUGCACUUUCCCCAUUGCAGUGGAAGAAGGCGGUAGAAAAUGUCUACCGUGUGCUCAAGCCGGGCGGCGAGGUCUGCUUCCGCGACUAUGGGAGAGGUGACCUUGCCCAGGUGCGGUUCAAGAAGGGGCGUUAUCUGGAGGAGAACUUCUACAUCCGGGGAGACGGUACCCGCGUCUAUUUCUUCGAGAAGGAUGAGCUGGAAGAGAUUUGGUGCGGGAAGCUUAGCGAGCCGGCCGAGGGUGAGGAAACCCAAAGUCUGCAGCCAAGCUUCGAGAUCGAGGAGCUUGGCUUUGAUCGUAGACUGCUUGUUAACCGUGCCAAGAAACUUAAGAUGUAUCGGUGCUGGAUCCAGGGCCGAUUCAGAAAGAAAUAA
Molecule: messenger RNA, 1011 nt
Organism: Chaetomium globosum CBS 148.51
Lineage: Eukaryota; Fungi; Ascomycota; Sordariomycetes; Sordariales; Chaetomiaceae
Exons: 3
Coding region: 1-1011 (336 amino acids)
Molecular function (GO): tRNA (cytidine-N3)-methyltransferase activity
Source: RefSeq, a predicted model, not a curated record